Seriola dumerili (greater amberjack) is the source of this 3700-nucleotide messenger RNA. It is a transcript of the gene aqp4, whose product is annotated as aquaporin 4. The record is from RefSeq and is a predicted model, not a curated record. Bases 82 to 1059 code for a protein of 325 amino acids. The transcript has 5 exons. Gene Ontology annotation, cellular component: basolateral plasma membrane; plasma membrane. Lineage: Eukaryota; Metazoa; Chordata; Actinopteri; Carangiformes; Carangidae. Gene Ontology annotation, biological process: transmembrane transport. Gene Ontology annotation, molecular function: water channel activity.
ACUGCAGGUCACAGCCACCUCAGAUAUUAGAUGUGAUGAAGGGAGAGAUGUCUCUGCUGGUUGAAUAACUCACCAGGACUUAUGAAUGAAAACACAUCACACACAGCGGGGACAGAGAGAGGGAGAGCAUGUUAUUGCUUUUGGAGGAUCCUGUCCUGGUGUAACUGUCAGAGCAUAAUGGUGGCAUUUAAAGGGAUCUGGACCAAGGACUUCUGGAGGGCUGUAUCUGGAGAGUACCUGGCCACUCUCAUCUUUGUCCUUCUCAGUCUGGGCUCCACCAUCAACUGGGCUGCAGGGGAAGAGAAGCCUCCCCCAGCUGACCUAGUCCUUAUCUCGCUGUGCUUCGGCCUCAGCAUCGCCACAAUGGUGCAAUGUUUUGGCCACAUCAGCGGUGGACACAUUAACCCAGCUGUCACCGCGGCUAUGGUUGUGACUAGAAAGCUGAGCCUGGCAAAGGGGUUGUUCUAUGUGGUGGCUCAGUGCCUGGGAGCUAUUACAGGAGCUGGGAUUCUCUACCUAGUAACACCUGCUGCUGUUAGAGGGUCCCUCGGUGUUACCACAGUGAACUCCAACAUCUCAGUCGGACAUGGCCUUCUCGUGGAGCUCCUUAUCACGUUCGAACUGGUCUUCACCGUCUUCGCCACCUGUGAUCCCAAACGUACAGACCUAGGUGGCUCCGCGGGCUUGGCUAUUGGCUUUGCUGUUGCAAUUGGUCACCUAUUUGCGAUUCCUUAUACAGGAGCCAGCAUGAACCCUGCUCGUUCCUUUGGUCCUGCAAUGGUCACACUUAACUUCGAGAACCACUGGGUGUACUGGGUGGGACCCAUCCUGGGGGGCAUAUUGGCUGCUGGCCUGUAUGAGUACCUGUACUGCCCUGACCCUGAGAUGAAGAAGAAACUGAAACUGGUCUUCCAGAAGGACCCAUCGGGGAAAUACAGGGAGGUGGAGUCAGAGGACAUCGGCAUCAAGCCGGGCUCCGUCCACACCAUAGACCUGGAGAAAGCUGAGAAAAAAGAUCCUUUCCAGGACUCGACGGCAGAAGUGUUGUCCUCUGUAUGACUAUCACGUGCACUGGAAAUGGAGACUAAUCUGUAGACCAGAUAGAAAAUCUAACUUUGGAGCAUCUAUCUUGAGCCUAGCCCCACCCACACCUCCAAAGACGUUGUCCUCAUAGCAGAAAAUGAUUUCUGUCCAUGAGACUUUACAGCAGGGCUGAAUCACUCUUAUUGUCAUAAAAGCUAAUAUAGUAUGGUAUUAUGGCUUAAUCCCACAAACACCUACAGCCUGUUCAAUGCUUCUCCCGAGGCCCCUGAGUGUAGCAGUGUUGGCAUGCGGCGCGCACUGGACACUGCAGAAUGACAGCCCGCAAUACAUUGUGUUAAAGAAAAAUGUUUAGGGUCAAACAAUUAGGUUGGGUCAUCAUGCUGAACUGGAGAAGCGAAGAAGAAAGUGCAGCCUUGUUAUUUUUGGAUUAGUGUCACAUUUGGUCCAUGUACUGUAUAUGUAAUAACAGGAGAGAUUUUCCUUGUGAUCAUUAAGCACAUUACAGGUCCCAGGCAACGUACGACAGCUCUGACAAGCAUUAUUAUCGGGGUUAUAAUACGGUGCUCUCUAUUUUCAGUGCAUUUAGUCAGGGAAACAAGCAGUUCAUCUUUAUGGCGACAUCGUUUCUGUGAAGGUUUAUCUCUAAUUUUUCAUGUUCAUCAUUUAUAUUACUAUAUAAUGAUUUCAUUAAUUUUUUUUCUAUUUUCAUAAAAUGGUGAUACUUAGCUCUUUUUAUUUUGUAGAUCUAGUUUUGGUUCUUGUAACACAUUUAUUAUCUCUGUAUGAUUUGCUGUAUUUCAUACUCAAGUAUUUAAUUUAUUGAUAAGAUAUUUAGCUGAUCUGUCUUUGUAAUUUUGUGCUCAAAUAUCUCUCAGUUAUGCUCGCAAAAUGGAAGUUUCAGACUUAUUUAUUUUUUCUUCUAAUUUCUAUGUCAUGAAAGACCUCUCUUUGGCCUAUUAACAGGUUUGAAAAUGUGCAAACAGAAGAGCAGCACAAAUCCACUGCAACUUUCACAUAUUUAUCUAAGAAAUCUAGUGACCAUAGCUACGACGCUUUUCACUUUGAGUCAUUUGUUUCUGGUUCUAGGAGCUGGGAGCAUUGUGGGGGGAGAGAAGGUUCAGAUCAGUGAUGGAUUGACUCAUCUACCUUUAGAUUAUGUCUCCCUAUGGCCAGAUAAAUGCCCAUAAUGUGUGUCCCUUUUGAGUUGAGUCUCCGGUAAUCUCUCUCCAUCAGCAGAGAGCACAGGAAAUGAUACCAUUUCGUGACACGAAAUAGAGGCGAUCUGUAAUGGCCACACUUUAUUUCCUUUGCUAAAGGAACAGGUGCAAUUCAAUGUGGAGGAAAUGAUCGACCCCACUGAUACUGCUGCAUCAACUCAAGUUGCGUGCAAGGUGCAGCCAUAUUGCUUUUGCGAGGUUAGAAUGUCAGUGUAAUUCAGUUACUAAAUGAAAAUUGUUUUCACUGAUACAUAGAAGGACCCCCCACCCAUCUAAACUUCUUCCCAAACACAGUGCACUUUUCUUGUGUUAUAACAGCAUCACCUACUGGCUAGAGUGUGAACUGCAUACUGUGCAAAUAAUGCUCCCAUUUGUAUUUCUCCAGGGGAGGGCAGCCACGAGCCUUGGAUGUGCAGGUUACGCUGCAGACAGAGGCAGACAAGAGUCAGUUUUAUUCAUAAGUCUGAGCCACAUUUCAUUUGAAAUUGGUCCAGGCCAUUAAUUCAGAGCUACACAGGAGGAUUAAGUGUUGCAUAGCUCUGUAACAGGGUCCCAGUACUCAUGUGGGAGCCCAGGAAAGUUAAUACUAAAGUACUUUUUCAUCAACCUUUUGUAUUCUCAGCAAUUUUUAGAAUUUUGUUAGAGUAUCAGAAAUGCUUAUUUUCACUCAGGCUGCCUAAAUGUAAUUGCAUUCCCCAUACUAAACUCCUGAACACUAGUACUGCGAGAUUGUUUUGAUGCUAACAAAUGCUGUUCUUCAAGGCCUACUGGAGUUGAAAAUGGACAGCACUGAUCCUUUACCUGCAGGCAUGCUGCCCUGUGUCCCUUAAGGCUUCAGUGGCUCGAGACCAGCACCCUCUCAGCUCCCCUUAAUCAUCUUUAUAGCCCAAAUAAAUGAGUACAUAAAUUUCAUGCAAUGACUGUUUCCUCUUGGGACAGUGGAUGGGAAAGAGGUCUCUCUCAGAUUUGAUUUACUGGCUCUUGCUCAUCUUCAGAUUAAACAGAGGAAGACAGGUGAGGAUAGCAGUCUCCACUGGAUUGGACAUUUGGCUUUGUCAUGAAUUUCAUAUUGGUGACAGGGGGCCAAAUGUUAAAAAGUAUUUAUUACAUGUGGCUCCUGUGCACUUGUGAUACAUCUUCAAACUACUAUAUGAGCUGACGCUGGCAGGUUUCAAUCCAAUCCUGAGAUUUCAUUCGAAAAAUGGCGUCUCUGUGUGUUGAAAAACUUCCAAAAGAUAGCGGCAGACGCCUCAAUUUGCAAAAAAACAAAUAAAAAGUGACGGACAAUAAUAGACCGACACCUUUUUUCAGCAGCUUGUCUGUUAACGUCUUUGAAAGGCUUAUCAGAAAGAUGUUAGGCAGAAACCUGAUAAUGUUUGGGCAGCCUACACAGUGGCUGUCUCAUCAUAAUUCAAUCAUUUACAUUCAGACACAUUGCA